Protopolystoma xenopodis is the source of this 372-nucleotide messenger RNA. NCBI's taxonomy places the organism in Eukaryota, Metazoa, Platyhelminthes, Monogenea, Polystomatidea, Polystomatidae. The record is from the annotation of a GenBank genome assembly.
AUGAACAAGGCUGGGGUGGGUAGAAAGGCCGGACUCCGGGACCGAGUGAUGCUGAGGUGUCAGAGGGCGGCAUCAUUUUACUAUUGCCUGUUGAGUAGCGGCCACAUCUUGCACUCCAUUGGUUGGCUGGCGGAAAGACAUCACGUCAGCUCCGCGGCCAUCCAACGCAUGCCAGGGGCUGAUUGGUGCCAGUUUGCCUGGCGCGCAGGCUCUAUUGGUGCACAUUUGCAGCUGGUGUGGCCGAGUCUGAUUGGCUGGAGUGGCAAUUCUGUGCCUGAAUCCGACCGGGCUUCGCACGCACCAUUGCCCCGAGGUCUCGCGAGCACCGCCGAUCGGGGUCGACGUUGGGGGUCGACGACGCAAGUCGUUUAA